Hevea brasiliensis (rubber tree) is the source of this 1079-nucleotide messenger RNA. Its product is annotated as psbP-like protein 1, chloroplastic. The transcript has 8 exons. Gene Ontology annotation, molecular function: calcium ion binding. Gene Ontology annotation, biological process: photosynthesis. Lineage: Eukaryota; Viridiplantae; Streptophyta; Magnoliopsida; Malpighiales; Euphorbiaceae. The record is from RefSeq and is a predicted model, not a curated record. Gene Ontology annotation, cellular component: photosystem II oxygen evolving complex; extrinsic component of membrane; photosystem II.
CGGUUGCUUCUAAUAGCUGAUAAGCAAAGCGCGACAGCGAAAAUAAACUCUCCACCACAAAAAUCUUGAGAAUAGCCUGUUCUUGUCAUUACAACUUCUACCCUCUUCACUCAACAAUGGCUUCCUUACAGAAUUCACCUUCACUUUAUCACACAUUAUCUCCCAACUUUGUUCCCAGGAUAGGACUACAAAGGUAUCAUAGUUCGUUUCGUUGCUAUAGAAGAGGCAUUUCGUUUAUUGUUCGUGCUGAGCAAUGAUGGGAUCAUUCUCAAGUUAGAUCCGGGAGACGCCAACUGAUAGCUGUCAGUAUAAUUGCCCCUUGGGUUUCUCUGGUUAACCAAACUUCUUCAUCAUUUGCUGCAGAAACUAAAAGGGGAUUUCUGUUAGUAACAGACAAGAAGGAUGGAUACUCAUUCCUCUAUCCAUUUGGGUGGCAGGAAGUGGUCAUUGAAGGUCAAGACAAGGUCUUUAAAGAUGUCAUUUAGCCACUAGAAAGUGUCAGUGUAAAUAUGAUCCCAACCAACAAACAAGAUAUUCGAGACUUUGGACCUCCACAACAGGUUGCUGAAACACUGAUAAAAAAGGUUUUAGCCCCUCCAUUGCAGAAAACGAAACUAAUCGACGCAUCAGAGCGUGAUGUUGAUGGAAAAGCUUAUUACACCUUUGAAUUCAUUGCUCAGGUGCCAAAUUAAACUCGCCAUGCUCUUAGUACAAUCUCCAUCGGCAAUGGUAAAUUCUAUACACUGACCACAGGGGCCAAUCAGAGGAGAUGGGACAAAAUGAAAGAUAAAUUGCACACGGUCAUUGAUUCCUUCAAUAUUUUCAGUGUUUAACGUGGUUGCUUAAUUUCCAUUUAUCUGAUUCAAUACAACAUUCCAAAUGGGAAGCACCAUUGUGCAUUUUCCAGAGUUUUAUGAGUCCUAUUCUUAUCACCAUGUAUGCUGCUUCAUUUCUUUUCCUUCUUCUGGAGAGAUCUGUCUUUUUUAGGAAAUAACUUUCCCCUUUGACAUUGUAGUGAUGUAAUUAUUAUUUUUUCAUAGUCAAAAUGCGAUAAGGUUUGAUUUUAUCCAAUUUUUUUU